Mesorhabditis belari is the source of this 732-nucleotide messenger RNA. The record is from the annotation of a GenBank genome assembly. Lineage: Eukaryota; Metazoa; Nematoda; Chromadorea; Rhabditida; Rhabditidae.
AUGAUAUUGCGGCGAUUGUUGAUCAGCUCGGCUAUUUCAACUUUCUAUUUGACAAUUUCACAAACGAUAUCUUGUCAAAAUUGUACUACUUCGAGCACUUGUUCCAACACGGAUACCUGUUCAAGUCAGAAUUGCUUCCUAGUUUCCCAAGAUGUCGGUACAUGGAUGACGAAUGGAUGCGUGACGUUGAAUGGAACAUCACCGCCAAAUUACACAGUGAACAACGCGAGUGUGAAUGGGAUUUGCUUCUGGAGGGAUAAUAGCACGCGUAUCUGUGCUUGUCGAUCUCCUUUAUGCAAUAAUCUAUUCGAUUCGGAUAAAUUCCCGAAUGUCACGUACAAUCCACUUCCGUCAAUCGAUAUCGAUGCAAUGCUUAGUCUAGCCGAACAAACCCCAAUCACGAUGGUGACAACGGUCGCCUCAACGACUCUCCCCGUUGCGGUCACCACACCGAAAGUCUCAGCUCGUUUCUUUUCACCAAUUCAUUUACUUAGACCAUAUUAUCCAAAUCAUUGGUAUGGCGCGAAUCAGGGAAACAUUCGAUCAGGUGUUGUCCCAUCGAGAGAAAUUUGGCCAAAGCCGGUAAUUAAUGAGGGUACUUUGAGACCUCAUGUUUGUGGCUUUAAUCCGUACACCCGUCAAUGCAUGGAUCCGGAAGGAUACUGUCCAGGGAGAUGCAUGAACUUUCACUAUACUUACAACACGAUUUAUGAGUGUCGCUGUUUGGUAAUU